Messenger RNA from Metschnikowia bicuspidata var. bicuspidata NRRL YB-4993, 975 nucleotides. RefSeq lists its product as uncharacterized. The transcript has a single exon. Lineage: Eukaryota; Fungi; Ascomycota; Pichiomycetes; Serinales; Metschnikowiaceae. The record is from RefSeq and is a predicted model, not a curated record. Bases 140 to 805 code for a protein of 221 amino acids.
GAUUCCGACGAGCAACGAACAGUUCUCAGGCUUUGAUGUUGGCGUGUUUGGCGCGGAAUGCACUGGCAUCAGAGGCGUUGCUUCUUGAGUGUUGGGGCCGCCUGUUUCUGUUCCCGGGGCGUGGCUCUGAAUAUGUGCCAUGCUUCUUCUCAUGCCUACUGGAGGCGCGGAGUCUACUAUGCCCUCAGGCGGACAAUGGCGAGAUCGGAGCAUGGUGCCUUUAGCCAAAGCUGCCUACAUGCCUGCGACUAUGAGUUGUCAAAAGGCAAUGCUCGGGGACGAAAACAGCUACUACGUUAUCAGCACAAAGCACCCGGAAGAGUAUGGAGAGAAGCCUUUACAGAGCCGCGCAACAGACCUAUGCAACCCCGGCAUGGACCCGGGCAUCAUUCCAAUGCAUCGCAACCGGCUGUCAAAAUCGCGAGCAACCCGUCAUAAGAUGCGUGUGGGGCUCAUGGAAAAUGUGUUGCCAUUACAGGACGACCAUGGUUGGGCCGCGCGAUCCGAGUACUGCAAGGCUCAGUCAUCCCAAGGCUCAGUGGGCUUGGGAUUGGCAUCGGCAUCUUGCGGUGUGAAGUCCAAGACAACCAAGAAAAACCGCCGCGGCGCCCGACAGAAUUCGGGACUGACGCUGAGUAUCUACACGGACAGCACCGGAAUUACGAGGCUCCUGUUCGGAGAAUGCCGUCGAGGGCUGCGGCUCGAUACAGUCGCGAAAAUGCGAGUCGUGAUCCCCAUGCAGAGAACGUGUUGUUGGUUAGUCGAAAGCAGGCACGGGACGCGCGGCCCGAGGUGCAGAAUCUGAGAUCUCCGAUAUAAGGCUGGGCCGGUCCGGAAGCAUUUUGAGAUUGUGGCCCACGUUGCAGACAUGAAAUCGCUCGCUUUGAACCCUCUUGUGCUCGCCGUCUUGCUUGCUGCUGUGCAGGCGGCUGACUCCACAACGACAACCAAUACGGCCACCACUGGAACCACUGG